This is a messenger RNA of Phodopus roborovskii (desert hamster), 2045 nucleotides long. RefSeq names its product mediator complex subunit 17 (gene Med17). Gene Ontology annotation, molecular function: transcription coregulator activity. Lineage: Eukaryota; Metazoa; Chordata; Mammalia; Rodentia; Cricetidae. The record is from RefSeq and is a predicted model, not a curated record. Gene Ontology annotation, biological process: regulation of transcription by RNA polymerase II. The transcript is spliced from 12 exons. Gene Ontology annotation, cellular component: mediator complex; core mediator complex. The coding region runs from base 50 to 1999 and encodes 649 amino acids.
UGCCCCGCGUCUCGGCCGUGUGGUGUGCGCUCCGCAGGCCGCUGCCAGCAUGUCGGGCGUGCGAGCCGUGCGCAUCAGCAUCGAGUCGGCCUGCGAGAAGCAGGUGCAGGAGGUGGGCCUCGAUGGCACCGAGACCUACCUGCAGCCGCUGUCCAUGUCCCAGAACCUGGCGCGCCUGGCGCAGCGCAUCGACUUCAGCCAGGGCUCGGGCUCCGAGGAGGAGGAGGCGGCGGGGCCCGACGGCGACGCGCAGGACUGGGCUGGCGCCGGGGCGGAGCAGGACGACGACGAGGGGUUGGUAAAAUUCCAGCCUUCUCUGUGGCCUUGGGACUCCGUGAGGAACAAUCUGCGAAGUGCCCUCACAGAGAUGUGUGUUCUCUAUGAUGUCCUCAGUAUUGUCAGGGACAAAAAGUUCAUGACCCUGGACCCCGUCUCUCAGGAUGCGCUUCCUCCCAAACAGAGUCCUCAGACCCUGCAGCUGAUCUCUAAGAAGAAGUCCCUUGCUGGAGCAGCUCAAAUCCUCCUGAAGGGGGCAGAAAGGCUGACCAAGUCAGUGACCGAGAACCAGGAAAACAAGCUCCAGCGAGACUUCAACUCUGAGCUCUUGAGACUACGGCAGCAUUGGAAGCUGAGGAAGGUCGGAGACAAGAUCCUGGGCGACCUGAGCUACAGAAGCGCAGGUUCUCUCUUUCCCCAUCAUGGCACCUUUGAAGUGAUUAAGAACACAGACAUUGAUUUGGAUAAAAAGAUACCAGAAGAUUACUGUCCCCUGGAUGUCCAGAUUCCCAGUGAUUUAGAGGGGUCUGCAUACAUCAAGGUUUCUAUUCAAAAACAAGCUCCAGACAUUGGUGAUCUUGGCACAGUAAACCUCUUUAAGAGACCAUUGCCUAAAUCCAAGCCAGGCUCCCCACAUUGGCAGACGAAAUUAGAAGCAGCACAAAACGUUCUUCUUUGUAAAGAAAUUUUUGCACAGCUUUCUCGGGAAGCUGUUCAGAUCAAGUCUCAGAUUCCUCACAUUGUGGUGAAGAACCAGAUCAUCUCUCAGCCGUUCCCAAGCCUGCAGCUGUCCAUUUCCCUGUGCCACUCCUCAAAUGAUAAGAAGUCCCAGAAGUGUGCCACGGAGAAGCCAGGCCCGGAGGACCACCUCUAUGUCCUGGAGCACAACUUGCACCUCCUGAUCAGAGAGUUUCAUAAACAGACCUUGAGUUCCAUUGUGAUGCCUCACCCGGCAAGUGCUCCUUUUGGCCACAAGAGAAUGAGACUUUCAGGUCCUCAAGCUUUUGAUAAAAAUGAAAUUAAUUCAAUACAAUCCACAGAGGGACUCCUAGAAAAAAUCAUUAAACAAGCCAAGCAUAUUUUUCUGAGGAGCAGAGCUGCUGCCACCAUUGACAGCUUGGCGAGUCGAAUUGAAGAUCCCCAGAUCCAGGCCCACUGGUCAAACAUCAACGACGUUUAUGAGUCCAGUGUAAAAGUUUUAAUCACAUCUCAAGGUUAUGAACAAAUAUGCAAGUCCAUCCAGCUGCAGCUGCACAUCGGUGUGGAGCAGGUGCGUGUCGUGCACAGAGAUGGCCGGGUGAUCACAUUGUCUCAUCAGGAGCAGGAGCUGCAGGAUUUCCUUCUGUCUCAGAUGUCACAGCACCAGGUCCACGCAGUUCAGCAGCUCGCCAAGGUCAUGGGCUGGCAGGUCCUCAGCUUCAGUAAUCAUGUGGGGCUCGGACCCAUAGAGAGCAUUGGCAAUGCCUCUGCCAUCACAGUGGCCUCCCCAAGUGGCCACUAUGCUAUCUCAGUCCGUAAUGGGCCCGAGAGUGGUAGCAAGAUUCUGGUUCAGUUUCCCCGGACCCAGUGCAAGGACCUUCCGAAAAGUGACGUUUUACAAGACAGCAGGUGGAGCCACCUCCGAGGGCCAUUCAAGGAGGUUCAGUGGAACAAGAUGGAGGGCCGCAAUUUCGUUUACAAAAUGGAGCUGCUUAUGUCUGCACUGAGCCCCUGCCUGUUGUGAUUUUCUCCAGAAGAACAAGUUCCUGAAACUUGGACGUUUGCAGAUC